This is a messenger RNA of Prionailurus viverrinus (fishing cat), 1583 nucleotides long. It is a transcript of the gene ACKR1, whose product is annotated as atypical chemokine receptor 1 (Duffy blood group). Bases 538 to 1557 code for a protein of 339 amino acids. Gene Ontology annotation, molecular function: C-C chemokine binding. Gene Ontology annotation, cellular component: membrane. Gene Ontology annotation, biological process: regulation of chemokine production; chemokine-mediated signaling pathway; inflammatory response. The record is from RefSeq and is a predicted model, not a curated record. The transcript is spliced from 2 exons. NCBI's taxonomy places the organism in Eukaryota, Metazoa, Chordata, Mammalia, Carnivora, Felidae.
UCCGACCCCAGGCCCCACUGACACGCCCCCCCCCCCCACAAACAUGUCGCCCUGGAUCCAGUUCAAGGGGAUGGAGAAGCAGCGAGAGUCAUCGACUGUCCUUUCCCUCCACUUUCCCAGCACGCCUCUUAUCUAUGUCUUGCGCGUAACCCCUGGCCCUCUCUUCCUUCCUUGUGCCUGAAGGAUCCGUCCUGGCUGGAAAGCCCCCUGGCUUCUCAGCCUCCCUUUCCACCUGUGGGAAAAUACCCACUAUCUGGUCGCCACCUUUUUCCUUUCCCGAGUGCAGGUCCCACUGGCGGAAUCCAACCUCAAAACAGGAAGCCCUGGGCUGGUGCCCCCCACGGGCCUGAGGCCGAGAGACAGGCAAUGGGCGUGGGGCAAAGGCUUCCUGACUUUCCCGCUCCCCCCCGCCGCCUGGCCCAUGGCCCUGCCCAGAACUGAUGGCCUUCAUUAGUCCCUGGCACUUAUCUUGGAGCCACAGUCACCGACAGGACGUCCCCGGCCCUUGCCUCUGCCUGCUCUGAGCUCAGCGGCACCAUGGGGAACUGUCUGCAGCACCGGGUGGCGGAUGAGGACGCUACCAAGUUCACCUUGGGAGAAGAUAUUUGGGAUGAGUUUAAUGACUCCUAUGACAUAAACUACAACUACAGCAUUGUGGAAGCCGCCGCCCCCUGCCGCUCCUGCCCCCUGCUCGACGACUCCUCUCUGCCCUUCUUCGUCCUCGCCAGCGUCCUGGGCAUCCUUGCGGGGGGAGCCGUGCUCUUUGCGCUUCUCAGGCCUCUCUUCCACUGGCGGGUCUGCCCUGAGCGGCCGGUCCUCGUACAGCUGGCCGUGGGCAGCACCCUCUUCAGUAUCGUGGUGCCCAUCCUGGCCCCGGGGCUCAACGGGGUGCAGAGCACAGCCCUGUGCCGCCUGGCACACUUGCUCUGGUACGGCUCAGCCUUUGCCCAGGCUCUGCUGAUCGGGUGCCACGCCUGCCUGGGCCCCAAACUGGAUGUGGGCCACGUCGCGGGCAUCACCCUGUGGCUCACUGUGGGACUCUGGGGAGCGGCUCUUCUCCUGGGGCUGCCCGUCACGCUGGCCAGUGACACCUCCCGUGGACUCUGCUCCCUGAGCUUCAACAAGAGCCCCAGGUUUCUGCCGCUUUUGCACGUGGUGGCCAGCUUUACCGCCUUCACCUUGUUGCCACUGGGCUUGUUAGGUACCAAGGCGCUGACGAAAGCGUGGGGCAGGUGGCCAGGUCCCUGCGUUAGUGUCCUGUGGGUCUGGUUUGUUUUCUGGUGGCCUCACGGGGUGGCUCUGGGCUUGGACUUUCUUGUGAGGUCCAAGUCCUUGGUACUGUCGACGUGUCUGGCCCAGCAGGCUCUGGACCUGCUCCUGCACCUGGCAGAGGCCCUGGCGAUACUCCACGGUGUGGCCACGCCCCUGCUCCUGGCCCUGUUCUACCACCAGACCACCCGCACGCCCCUGCCCUCCCUGCCUCUCUCGGUAAGACGGCCUUCUCAUCUGGACCCCCCGGGAGGCAAGUCCCAGCUCCCUUCGCACCUGUCAACCUGAAUUAAAGUCUAUGCUACUUUUACCGA